Molecule: messenger RNA, 2638 nt
Organism: Zea mays
Lineage: Eukaryota; Viridiplantae; Streptophyta; Magnoliopsida; Poales; Poaceae
Product: CRAL/TRIO domain containing protein
Exons: 7
Coding region: 1121-2296 (391 amino acids)
Source: RefSeq, a predicted model, not a curated record
CGCAGAACACGUUGUUACCUGUUACCUGGAGAGGAGAAAAAAACACUGUACUCUGUCUCUGUCUGUUCUUCUGCCCGAGGAAUUUAGCAAAAUAGGUCGCUCUAACUUGUCGCUCUGCAAAAUACACCGCUGCAAGUGAGGUCAGUAGCAGUAGGAGGAAGGAUCCAUUAGGAACUAGGAACACCACACGUUGCAUUGCAUUGUUAACUUGUCGCUCUAACAAUGCAAGUCUACGCGGGCUCACUUGCCAGGUGCUCCAAAAGUUGUUGCCGUGACCUCUUCUGGCGAGUGAACAUUCUUGAGCGACCUGUUUUUACGACCUGAACUAGUAGCGGUAUGUUUGGCAGAGCGGCAAGUUAGAGCGACGUAUUUUGCCAAAUUCCUCCUUCUACCCCGAGCGCAACAAUUUCCUCCCAGCCGCGACCUGUCUCUGUCUGUUCUUCUGCCCCGAUCGGCCGAUCCCACCCACGCAUCUCUCUCCGCGCCCGCGGUAGUGUUCGUGUUCCUCACUCCUCCCGCUUCCUUCCCCGACACUGCCUCAGCUCAGAUCCGCGGCGGUUUCCCGGUCCCUGGAUCUAAAGCGGCCGGUGAGCAGGCCUCCUUCCGCCGACGCGGACCACCUGGAGGGAAUUUAUCCUGGAGCCGUCUUCCUCCUCGCCUCCUCUCGCGGCGCGGCGCGGAGGCCGGAAUCACUUGGAGGUCUAGCUGUGUGUGGAUUGAUUUCUUCGUUUGUGGUGGCUAGAGGCACCUGGUUUGUUUCUUGCCGAAGCCCGUGGUACAUGUGAACAGCAGGGCCUGUCUUCUGCUUUUGCUUCUUAGCAAUGGCGAAUGCAAGCAAACACUUGCAACCUUCAAGCAAAUCAGGCAAUGACAGAAAGUACCAGGGCACACUGGUUGCUUCUCCAGCAAAGGACAUUUCACCGAAGUGUGCGAAUCGCAUUGUUCCAUCGAAACAACUGAUCUUGGGUGGGGAUUCAAUAGGCCAUCUGGCAUCGAUUCUGAUUAAGGUCGUUGCUCUCGAGGCAGUCAGAAGAGUUUCUAAAGCAAGAUACCCUUUCAUAUGGAAUUCUGUUCAAGCAUUGCAAAUCCUUGUGUAUCCUCCAUUUAGUUGGAUCCAAAGAUGGGCACCACUCAAAUUUCUUGUGCAGGGAAUUCAGGUUAUUCAAUUUCUCAUCUCUCCACAACGCAUGCUAUUUCGUUCCUUGACAUAGGGGAAAGACAGAAACUAUCCAUGCCACUGUUGUUUUUGUCAGUCACAACAACAGUAAGUGAGCUGUCCUCCAAGCGUGAUGAUGAACCAGAUAACAAUACAGAACAUUCUGAAACAAAUGAAUUGGCAUCAACUUCUGGCACAAGUGAUGCUGCUGAUGGCACAAAGGAAAUCGUACAAGAGAACUGGCUUGUGUUACUUUUCAGGGAGCUUGAGAAGCAAGGCAUCACUUUACCCGAGAGGUUUACUGAAGAUGAAUUACGCAGAUUUUAUGUUGCUGCAAAUGGUGACUUUUCAAGUUUACUCUCUUCGGUUAAGAAGACAAUUCGUUGGAGGGAAACGUUUCACAUACUUACACUGCAAGAACUUGAUAAAUGGUCUCACUUAGUCUUUUGGCAUGGAUUUGACACGAUGCUUCGGCCUUGUUUAGUAAUUCGUCUUGGACUUGCAUGCUCCAGCAUACCACCUUGUGAUAGACCCCGUUUUGGGCAAGCAGUAGUUUCUCAAAUUGACCAUGGUGUUGUAAAUUUGACCAACAAAGAAGAUUCAAGAAUUACCGUUUUGCUGGAUUGCCAUGGGAUUUCUCCAUUCAGAUUUCCAAUGCAAAUGAUGAGGUCAUUUGUCACUGUAGCUCAAGAAAACUACCCAAAUCGUCUUGGAGUAUUGUUUGUUGUCCGCCUUCCUCCAGUUGUCAGAGUUAUUGCACAGACAUUUCUUCAAGUUUUGAAACCAUCUACAAAGCAGAAGUUACGUUUUGAGGGAGAUUCAUACAAGAAGACGUUGGCGGAGUUCUUGCAGGCCGUGCCAGCGUUUCUGGGCGGUAAAUGCAGCUGCCCACGAUGUGAGAAGCCUCGUAAUAGUUCAGUGGUGCAGGCAGGGGAAGGGAGCAAGAACCAGGCUCGCUUGGUCAGCGUUGAUGGCGGAUCACCUGUCGUGGACUUCGACUUCGAUGAAGAAGAGAUCCCAUCACCUUAUAGCUGCGAGAACGCCAUCAGGGCUGCGAUAAUCUGCCUGCUGAUGGUGUGCAUCUUCAUCGCGUUUCUGGCUGGGAUGAACGACCCUGCAUCCGUUCCGCCCAGUGCCUGAGAGCUAUGGAAUCGCCUAGUCUCCCAUAGUAGAGCUUAGAUUGUCAGUUGAGUAUAUACACAUCUGUGUUGCUAUUUAGGAUGCUACUAGGGUGUUGUAUUCCCUGGCAGCUUCUUUCUCGGUUGUCGUCAGAUCGCCUUCUCUCCUAAUGUGAGCGGAGCAGAUGAAUAAAUAUCCUGUGUGUGGCAAAUGUUGGUUAGCAGUUCAAUUAGCCCUUCGAUAGUGUCUUUCUUUGCGUGCUUGCUGCAGUAGGGCAGUGUGAUUUCUCGUUAGUGUACGUAAACUCAAAGUUUUCAACCACAAGGCAACAACACACUGACUCUAGUGGUUUCAGCUCUUUAA